AUGUCGAUUAGUAUUUAUAAUCAACCACGAAUACUUUGCAUGUCUGCAAGUUUAGCUAAAUUGAAAAUAAAUGUCACAUAUUUUGAUAAUUGUCUUUAUCUUCUUGAUGGAUAUCUUAACUGUUUAUCGAAUUCGACUAUUGCUGUGGAAAAAAUUGGACAAACGAGAGCAUAUACAACCAAUAGCAUAAGGUUAAAGAAUAAUUCGAUUAAUAAGAUAUUUUGUUAUGAUGAUCGAAUUAUUCCAUUGCUACAUCGAAUGAUCAAUCUCGAAGAAUUGAUAUUGUUUUUGUCAAUAGCAACAUUUGAUUGGAAUGUUAUUGAUGGUAUUCAAUUACAUGAUUCAAUUCUUAUUAAUAUUCCACGAUUGAAUAAAUUUAGUUUCAGUUUAUAUACACAUGGUAUCAUUCAUAAUAAUAUUAAAAUUGAUUUUACAUCAAAUGAAGACAUUCAACGUAGUUUCACUGAUAAAAUAUAUGGACAAGUUAGUUCAUAUGUCUAUUUUAAACCAGGGAGACCCGUAAUUAAAUCUCAUAUCUAUUCACUUCCAUAUCAAUUUGAAAACUUUCUUCCUCUUAACAAUUCUUAUCAAGGUGGUGCAACAUUGCAUCAAAGCAGCAAAAGUUCACAAUAUCGUGUAACUCUACUUUGA
Messenger RNA from Rotaria sp. Silwood2, 651 nucleotides. The record is from the annotation of a GenBank genome assembly. NCBI's taxonomy places the organism in Eukaryota, Metazoa, Rotifera, Eurotatoria, Philodinida, Philodinidae.